Tripterygium wilfordii is the source of this 1789-nucleotide messenger RNA. RefSeq names its product embryogenesis-associated protein EMB8. The coding region runs from base 125 to 1381 and encodes 418 amino acids. The record is from RefSeq and is a predicted model, not a curated record. The transcript is spliced from 9 exons. Lineage: Eukaryota; Viridiplantae; Streptophyta; Magnoliopsida; Celastrales; Celastraceae. Gene Ontology annotation, molecular function: short-chain carboxylesterase activity; monoacylglycerol lipase activity.
UACUUCUCCCAUAGCCAACUUCUAAAAAAGUACAGUGUGUUUGGGUGACGUAGGGUAGUCACGGUGACUGUUUUAGAAUGAUCAGAAACAGAACAGCCGCGUAUCGUUUGAUCCACUCGAUUGUAUGGCCAGAGCCUGCUUGGGCUCUCCGCCAAUUAUCUCUUCGUCCUUCCAACAUUUCCGCCUCUCUACCGCCAAAUUCCCCGCAGUCAACGCCUCCCACGUCAGCACCACCAUCACCACUACUACCACAAUGCCCCACCCCCACCCCUCGCUUGAAGUCGCAGGAGGUGCACGUGAACGCUUCCUACUGCCGCUAAUGACGAUCUUAAGCAAGCCGUACACUCCAUUCCCUCUCGUUGCCUAUAACCGUCACUUGGAGACUAUAUUCGCUGCCUUCUUUCGUUCCAUUCCUCAAAUCAGGUUGCGGCGGGAGUGUCUUCGGACUGCUGACGACGGUGCCGUCGCCCUCGAUUGGGUCGCCGGUGAUGAUGGCCGACUUCCGCUGGAAACUCCAGUCGUCAUUUUACUGCCAGGCUUAACUGGAGGGAGUGAUGAUUCAUACGUGAGGCAUAUGUUGGUAAGAGCUAGAAGCAAAGGAUGGCGUGUGGUCGUUUUCAAUAGCAGAGGUUGUGGUGACAGCCCUGUUACUACUCCACAGUUCUACUCGGCUUCGUUUUUAGGAGAUAUGCGUGAAGUAGUGGCAAAAGUUGCUGCUAGGUACCCAAAAGCUAAUUUAUAUGCCAUUGGUUGGUCUCUUGGUGCGAAUAUUCUUGUCCGUUACUUGGGUGAGGAAUCUAAUGCUUGCCCUCUUUCUGGAGCAGUGUCAUUGUGUAAUCCUUUCAAUUUGCCCAUUGCAGACGAGGACUUCCGUAAGGGCUUUAAUAUUGUUUAUGACAAAGCUCUUGCGAAUGCUCUCUGUAAAAUUUUCAAGAAGCAUGCUCUUCUAUUUGAAGACAUGGUUGGUGAAUAUAAUAUUCCAUCAGUUGCCAAUGCCAAGUCUGUUAGGGAGUUUGAUGAAGGACUGACCCGAGUAUCAUUUGGUUUCAAGUCAGUUGAUGACUACUAUUAUAAUUCAAGCAGUUCGGAUUCCAUAAAGCAAGUUCAAAUACCCUUGCUUUGUAUCCAGGCUGCCAAUGACCCAAUUGCUCCUUCUAGGGGAAUUCCUCAUGAAGAUAUCAAGGAAAAUCCAAACUGUUUGUUGGUAGUGACACCCAAAGGUGGUCAUCUAGGAUGGGUUGCAGGUUCGGAAGCUCCUCGUGGAGCUCCAUGGACUGAUCCUCUCGUGAUGGAUUUCCUUGAGCAUUUGGAGAGAGGUGAACCUACAGCACCUGCCUCUUCCAGUAAUUUGGGAGGCAUACAGCAACACCUGGAAGUGUAACUGGCAGGCAAUUUGAUAAUUGUGAGUGAGAACUUCUGUGGUGUAUUUGGUGAGGAACGUCAUAUCUUCAUCACGAUCCAUCCUUAUCCAAGUUUUCUACUUUGAGUUGCAAUAAUUAAAUGGAGAUCAUGGCUUUGCAUUUGAAGAUUCAGAAAGCUACAAUUGGUUCUUUUAUCAUGUGAUGUUGGCCAGGUACUCGUCACGCUUCCAUUCGAGUUCAAAAUCAAUUCCCAAAUUGAAGAGAAGUGGAGCAUCCACUUGGGAAAGAAUCCUAACUUAGGCUUCUGAUUGGGAUAGAAUUGUGGAGUAUUGAGAAAGAAACCAGAGUAAUUUCUUCUGUGAGAUUUUUAGUGCAAUAGAUACCAGGCACCCUCUUCUACAUUAAAAUAUAAUGUUUAAGCUUCUCUA